Sinocyclocheilus anshuiensis is the source of this 1262-nucleotide messenger RNA. RefSeq names its product apoptotic chromatin condensation inducer in the nucleus-like. The record is from RefSeq and is a predicted model, not a curated record. Gene Ontology annotation, molecular function: RNA binding. The annotation marks the transcript as partial. Lineage: Eukaryota; Metazoa; Chordata; Actinopteri; Cypriniformes; Cyprinidae. Gene Ontology annotation, cellular component: precatalytic spliceosome; ASAP complex. The transcript is spliced from 6 exons. Gene Ontology annotation, biological process: RNA splicing.
GUGAGGCCGUUUACGCUGGGGCAGUUGAAGGAGCUGUUGAAUCGCACAGGGACUGUAGUGGAGGAAGGUUUCUGGAUUGACAAGAUUAAAUCUCACUGUUACGUCACAUACUCUAGUGCAGAAGAGGCAAUGGCCACUCGUACAGCGCUACAUGGAGUUAAGUGGCCCCAGAGUAACCCUAAGUUCCUCAGUGUUGAUUUCUGCACGCAAGAGGAGUUGGACUUCCACAGCGGUUUGGGUCCAGCAGGCGAAAAGCCAACAGAGGAGCCUCGUGGGGCGGUAGCUGCUGGGCCUGGCCGUGCCGUACCCCCGCCUCUCCUACCAGAGCGUGAUCAGUGGGCAGAACGAGAAAGGGAAAUGGAAAGGAGGGAGAGAACACGUGCAGAAAGGGAAUGGGACAGAGAUAAAGUCAGAGACUUCAGCAAACCUGGAGAGGAGCGGGAAGCUGGGGCCAGAAGAUCGCGAUCACGAGAUCGUGAAAGGCGAUGCAAGGAAAGAGGGAAGAGCAAAGAGAGGAAAACCGAUAAGAAGGAAAAAGGACCAGAGGAUCCACCUGCUAAACUGCUGGAUGACCUCUUCCGCAAAACCAAAGCGGCUCCAUGCAUUUACUGGCUCCCCCUCACUGAGGAGCAGGCAGCACAGAGGGCAGCAGCUCGUGCUGAGCGCAUUGCCGGAGGGGAAGGUGAGAGAGACCGAGACAGAGGUCGAGAAAGGGAGCGAGAGGGGGAUAAACGGAAGGAGGGCUACCGUAGGCCUGGCGUAAACAGUGCAAGCGGGAGCAGGAGGUCACGAAGCCGCAGCGACCCUCCACCCAGAGAACGACGACGCUAAAGGAAGUCUGGAACUGUCCACUUUGUGACCCCUGUUCCUGUAUGUCCUGUAACAGCUCUAUGCCUACCUUCCUGAGGACCAACUCAGACUUUAUAAAAACAUACACAUUCACACACUCUCUGCGUAAAGACACAUGGGUGCAAUCACACACACUGGGACCACAGUGGUGCUGUGUCUCCAUGUAGACUCGUCUCGUUGUCUCUUGAUUGGACUUUAAGACCCCUGGUGUUCAUUUCUCUGCCACAGUGUUAAUGGACUUCCGGUAUAAGUGAGUCGGACUGCAAGACACCCUCCAGGUUUGGUGACCUCUUUCUCCUUCAGUGUAGUCAACACAGAACUGAAAGAGUGAUGCUCUAAAAGGCUUUGGUGUGAUUUAAGUCCUGAUCACUACUUUGCAUUUUCCUCUUGUUUUCCUCACAUUCCUUGUAAGG